Molecule: messenger RNA, 8057 nt
Organism: Acipenser ruthenus (sterlet)
Lineage: Eukaryota; Metazoa; Chordata; Actinopteri; Acipenseriformes; Acipenseridae
Product: DNA polymerase epsilon catalytic subunit A-like
Exons: 49
Coding region: 323-7231 (2302 amino acids)
Biological process (GO): nucleotide-excision repair, DNA gap filling; DNA replication proofreading; base-excision repair, gap-filling
Cellular component (GO): nucleus; epsilon DNA polymerase complex
Molecular function (GO): protein binding; zinc ion binding; DNA binding
Source: RefSeq, a predicted model, not a curated record
GCACCACCGCUUCUCGCGGGAAGUGAUGACAAGCGCGCCAAGUUUUGCAAAGAGAGAGUCAGAGUGCAAAACUUAAAAAGAGCUGCUUGUCGAAUCGGUACCACAGUUCUAGAGCUGGGGUCGGAGACGUGGGUUUGUGGAAUGCCACCAUUCCGCUAUAACAGACUAUAACAGUAUUUGGUAGAUCGGGAGCAUUGCCUGGUAUAGUGCUGUGUGACCCCAACAUACUGGCAGAUAUACAGAGCACGGAUGAUAACGACGCUUGCUGAGGAUACAGCGAGUAAGAAUCCGGACAGGGCAGCGAGGCUAACAUCAACACAUAAUGGUUCUGCAAAACAGCGGAAGAUUCAAAGCGGACCGGGACAGGGGCCAGAGCGGAGACCAGGAAAACCAGCAGGAUGAUGCCUCGGCGAUGUCCGCUCUUAAGCGGCUGGAGCGCAGUCAGUUCACAGACGAGAUGGACGCUCGCUUCGGCUUCGAGAGGAUGAAAGAUCCAGGAGAGAAGACAGGCUGGCUCAUCAACAUGCACCCGACGGAGAUCCUAGACGAUGACAAACGCAUGGUCAGUGCCGUCGAUUAUUACUUCAUUCAGGAGGACGGCAGCAGGUUUAAGGUUGCACUUCCCUUUAAACCCUAUUUCUACAUAGCAACUAAGAAGGGCUGCGAGAGAGAGGUGAUCUCCUUCCUUUCUAAGAAGUACCAGGGGAAAAUCGCCAAGCUGGAGGUCAUGCCCAAGGAGGACCUGGAUCUGCCCAAUCACCUGGUGGGUCUGAAGAGGAACUACGUCAAGCUGUCCUUCAACACCGUCGACGACCUCAUCAAAGUGAGGCGCGAGAUCUCUCCAGCCGUGAGGAAGAACCGGGAGCGCGAGAAAUCCAACGAUGCCUACACCGCCAUGCUGUCCAGUGCGCUGGCAGGGGGCAGCAUGACUACCCUGGACGAUGAUGGCCCCUCCAAAAAGAUCACCGACCAGCUGGACAACGUUGUGGACCUGCGGGAGUACGACGUGCCCUACCACGUGCGGCUGUCCAUCGACCUGAAGAUCCACGUGGCUCACUGGUAUAACGUGCGUUACCGUGGCAGCGCCUACCCCCCAGAGAUUGUGCGCAGGGAUGACUUGGUGGAGCGGCCGGACCCGGUCGUGUUGGCGUUCGAUAUUGAGACCACCAAGCUGCCCUUGAAGUUCCCCGACGCGGAGAGCGACCAGAUCAUGAUGAUGUCAUACAUGAUUGAUGGACAGGGCUACCUGAUCACAAACCGUGAGAUUGUGUCGGAGGAUAUUGAGGAUUUUGAGUUCACCCCCAAACCAGAGUACGAGGGCCCCUUCACUGUGUUUAAUGAGCCUGAUGAGGCCCGUUUGAUUCAGAGAUGGUUUGAACACAUCCACGAGACCAAGCCCAACAUCUUCGUCACCUACAAUGGAGACUUCUUCGACUGGCCCUUUGUGGAGACGCGGGCAGCACAGCACGGCCUUGACAUGUACCGCGAGAUCGGCUUUCAGAAGGACAGCCAGGGAGAGUACAAGGCCAGCCAAGCCAUUCACAUGGACUGCUUCAGGUGGGUGAAGCGAGACAGCUAUCUGCCGGUGGGCAGUCAAAACCUGAAGGCGGCAGCGAAGGCCAAGCUGAGCUACGACCCCGUGGAGCUGGACCCGGAGGAAAUGUGCCGCAUGGCCACGGAGCAGCCGCAGACAUUGGCGACCUAUUCGGUGUCAGAUGCUGUUGCCACCUACUACCUGUACAUGAAGUACGUGCACCCCUUCAUCUUCGCGCUGUGCACCAUCAUUCCUAUGGAGCCUGAUGAGGUCCUGCGGAAGGGCUCUGGCACCCUGUGUGAGGCUCUCCUGAUGGUCCAGGCCUUCCACGCCAACAUCGUCUUCCCCAACAAGCAGGAGCAGGUCUUCAACAAGCUGACGGACGACGGCCACGUGCUGGACUCUGAGACCUACGUGGGGGGCCACGUGGAGGCGCUGGAGUCCGGGGUCUUCCGCAGCGACAUCCCCUGCCGCUUCAAAAUGAACCCGGCCGCCUUCGACUUCUUGCUGCAGCGAGUGGAGCAGACCCUGCGGCACGCCAUCGAGGAGGAGGAGAGCAUCCCCAUGGAGCAGGUCACCAACCUGGACGAGGUGUGCGAGGAGAUUAAGAAGAAGCUGGUCUCUCUGAAGGAGGUGCCCAACAGGAUCGAGUGUCCCCUCAUUUACCAUCUCGACGUGGGGGCCAUGUACCCCAAUAUCAUCCUCACCAACCGGCUGCAGCCUUCUGCCAUGGUGGACGAGGCCACUUGUGCCGCCUGUGACUUCAACAAACCUGGAGCCAACUGCCAGAGGAAGAUGGCAUGGCAAUGGAGAGGAGAGUACAUGCCCGCGUCACGCAGUGAGUACCACCGCAUUCAGCAGCAGCUGGAGUCCGAGAAGUUCCCGCCCUUCUUCCCGAACGGGCGCCCCCGGGCCUUCCACGAGCUGAACCGCGAGGAGCAGGCGAGGCACGAGAAGAAGCGGCUGGGAGAUUACUGCCGCAAGGCCUACAAGAAGGUGCGCACCACGCGGCUGGAGGAGCGCGUCACCACCAUCUGCCAGCGGGAGAACUCCUUCUACGUGGACACCGUGCGCGCUUUCAGAGACCGCCGCUACGAGUUCAAGGGGCUGCACAAGGUGUGGAAGAAGCUGUCUGUGGCCCAGGAGAGCGGGGACGCUGCUGAGGUGAAGCGCUGCAAGAACAUGGAGAUCCUCUACGAGUCCCUGCAGCUCGCUCACAAGUGCAUCCUCAACUCCUUCUACGGCUACGUCAUGAGAAAGGGGGCACGCUGGUACUCCAUGGAGAUGGCUGGGAUUGUGUGCCACACUGGAGCCAACAUCAUCACACAGGCUAGGGAGCUGGUGGAGCAGAUUGGGAGACCCCUGGAGCUGGAUACAGACGGGAUCUGGUGCGUCCUCCCCAACACCUUCCCUGAGAAUUUCGUUGUCAAGACGACCAACGAGAAGAAGCCCAAGGUGACGAUCUCCUACCCUGGAGCCAUGCUGAACAUCAUGGUCAAGGAGGGCUUCACCAAUCACCAGUACCAGGAACUGAAGGACCCGGCCUCGCUCACUUACGAGACUCGCUCAGAGAACAGCAUCUUCUUUGAGGUGGACGGGCCUUACCUAGCCAUGAUCCUACCUGCCUCCAAGGAGGAGGGCAAGAAACUGAAGAAGAGGUACGCUGUGUUCAACGAGGACGGCUCUCUGGCUGAGCUCAAGGGCUUCGAGGUGAAGCGCAGGGGGGAGCUGCAGCUUAUCAAGAUCUUCCAGUCCUCCGUGUUCGAGGCCUUCCUCAAGGGCACCACGCUGGAGGAGGUCUACGCCUCCGUGGCCAUGGUGGCAGAUUACUGGCUGGACGUGCUCUACAGCAAGGGUGCCAACAUGCCGGACGCGGAGCUGUUCGAGCUGAUCUCAGAGAACCGCUCCAUGUCGCGCCGGCUGGAGGACUACGGAGAGCAGAAGUCCACGUCCAUCAGCACGGCCAAGCGGCUGGCGGAGUUCCUGGGUGACCAGAUGGUGAAGGACGCCGGGCUGAGCUGCCGCUACAUCAUCGCCAGGAAACCGGAGGGCUCGCCCGUCACAGAGAGAGCCAUUCCGCUGGCCAUCUUCCAGGCAGAGCCCAGCGUCCGCAAGCACUAUCUGCGCAAGUGGCUGAAGACCCCUGCCUUGCAUGAAAUGGAUAUCCGCACUAUCCUCGACUGGAACUAUUACAUUGAGAGGCUGGGCAGUGCCAUCCAGAAAAUCAUCACCAUCCCUGCCGCCCUGCAGCAGGUAAAGAACCCCGUUCCGAGGGUGAGGCACCCCGACUGGCUGCACAAGAAGCUUCUGGAGAAGAAUGACAUCUACAAGCAGAAGAAGAUCAGCGAGCUGUUCAGCAGUGAGGGAAAGAAACAGGUGGUGUCUCACCAGCCGGCAGGCAGCAGCAGUGAAGGCGGAGGGGUGGGUAACGUGGAAGACUUUGGGGUGAAGCGGGGCCCCCUGCAGCCCGCCAUCCCCAUCAGCACCAAGCGGAAGCGCGUCUCUCUGGGGGAGGAGAGCCAGGCGGAGUCCCAGGAGCUGGAGCUCACGCAGUCCUGGAGGGAGGUCCUGGGGCCACCCCCGCCCAGCGGGAACACACGGGAGGACAGGCUGGUCUGGCUUCGUUAUCACAAGAAGAAGUGGGAGCUGCAGGCUCGGCAGCGGCGGGAGCGCACCAAGAAGCGCAGGCUGGCGGACGGGGAGGUGCAGCCCGCGGGGGGAGGAGCCAUCCGGGGCGGCCCGACCACGGGGCUGGGCGGCUUCCUCAGGAGAACCGCCCGCAGCAUGCUGGACCUGCCCUGGCAGAUCGUGCAGAUAGCAGAGACGAGUCGGCCGGGUCUUUUCAAGCUCUGGGCGGUGGUCGGCUCUGACCUGCACUGCAUGAAGCUCAAUAUCCCGAGAGUCUUCUACGUGAACCAGCGAGUGCCCAAGCAAGAGGAGGGGGCCUUGUACAAGAAGGUGAGCCGGAUCCUGCCGCGCUCCAACGUGGUGUAUAACCUGUACCAGUACUCUGUGCCCGAGGAGAUGUACCAGGAGCACAUCAACGAGAUCAACGCAGACCUCUCCGCGCCCGACAUCGAGGGGGUCUAUGAGACACAGGUUCCCCUGCUGUUCAGAGCCCUGGUCCAACUGGGCUGCGUCUGCAUGGUCAACAAGCAGCUGUCCCGAGAGAUGGCCGGCCGGGAGGCUGACACCUUUGACCUAGAGCACCUUGAAAUGAGGUCACUGGCCCAGUUCAGCUACCUGGAGCCAGGCAGUGUGCGUCACAUCUACCUGUACCACCACGGCCAGGGCAACAAGGCUCUGUUUGGACUCUUCAUUCCGUCCCAGCGCAAGGCCAGCAUCUUCGUCUUGGACACGGUCCGCAGUAACCAGAUGCCCAGCCUGACGGCCCUGUACGCUGCGGAGCGUGCCGCCCUGCUGGAGAAGCUGGGGGAGGACCUGCUGCCCCCCGAGAAACACACCUUCGAGGUGCGGGCUGAGAGCGACCCCAAGACCGUCUACCGGGCUCUGCAGAGGGCACUGCUCAACUACAAGGACGAGCGCCGCGGGCCCACCCUCAUCGCGGUGCAGUCCAACUGGGAGCUGCGGCGGCUGGCGGCCGGGAUGCCAGUGCUGGAGGAGUUCCCCGUGGUGCCGGUGCACGUGGUGGACGAGAUCAGCUACAGCGUGCUGGACUGGCAGCGCCACGGGGCACGGAGGAUGCUGCGGCACUACCUCAACCUGGACAGCUGCCUCUCGCAGGCCUUUGAUAUGGCCAGGUACUUUCACCUGCCGGUGGGUAACCUGCCCGAGGAUGUGUCCACCUUCGGGUCGGACCUGUUCCUGGCGCGGCACCUCCGCCGCCACAACCACCUGCUGUGGCUCUCCCCCACCGCGAGGCCUGACCUGGGGGGCAAGGAGGCAGACGACAGUCGUCUGGUGAUGGAGAACGAGGAGAGGAGCUCUGUGGAGCUCAACACUCAAGGCUGCUACUCCACAGUGUGCGUGGAGCUGGACCUGCAGAGCCUGGCUGUCAACACCAUCCUGCAGUCUCAACACGUCAACGACAUGGAGGGCGGAGCCAGCAUGGGGGUGAGCUUCGACGUCAUCCAGCAGGCCUCCCUCGAGGAGAUGAUGUCAGGCAACCAGGGCGCAAGCUCGCUGGCCAGCUACGACGAGACUGCCCUCUGCUCCAACACCUUCAGGAUUCUGAAGAGCAUGGUGGUGGGCUGGGUGAAGGAGAUCACUCAGUUUCACAACGUCUACGCUGAUAAUCAGGUGAUCCACUUCUACCGCUGGCUACGCUCCCCCAGCUCGCUGCUGUACGACCCGGCAUUGCACCGCACCCUGCACAACAUGAUGAAGAAGGUCUUCCUGCAGCUGGUAGCUGAAUUCAGGCGCCUGGGUUCCUCUGUGGUUUAUGCCAACUUCAACCGCAUCAUCCUAUGCACCAAGAAACGAAGGAUUGAGGACGCCAUCGCGUACGUGGACUACAUCACCAACAGCAUUCAUUCCCGGGAGAUUUUCCACUCUCUCUCCAUCUCCUUCUCUCGCUGUUGGGAGUUCCUGCUCUGGAUGGAUCUGGCAAACUACGGGGGGAUCAAAGGCAAACUGCCGUCCAGCGUGCACUACGGAGAGGAGGACAAGAGCAGCUCAGCACGCCGACAGCGAGAGGAGCAGGAGGAGGGCAGUGAGGAUGAAGAUGAAGAGACAGCGCCGCCUGGUGGUGAGGAGGAGGAGCAGCUGGAGAGCGAGGAUGUGGAGGAGCUCAUCGAGAGUAACUGGAACAUCAUGCAGUACCUGCCUCAGACCGCGUCCUGCCAGAGCUACUUCCUAAUGAUCGUCUCCGCCUAUAUCGCAGCUGUCUAUCACAGCAUGAGGGAGGAGCUACGCCGCAAUGCUCCGGGAGCCACGCCCAUCAAGCGGAGGGGGGGCAGCCAGGUUUCCCAGGAGGCCGUGGGUGACAGCAACGCUCUGCCUGGGAUGAUCACAUUCUCCCAGGAGUAUGUCUCCAGCGAGCUCACCCAGAACUUCUUCACCAUCACCCAGAAGAUCCAGAAGAAGGUGACGGGUUCCAGGAACACCACAGAGACCUCGGAAAUGUUCCCAGUGCUGCCGGGAUCCCACCUGCCCCUCAACAACCCAGCGCUGGAGUUCAUCAAAUACGUCUGCAAGGUGCUGUCUUUAGACUCCAACAUCACCAAUCAGGUGAACAAGCUGAAGAGGGACCUGCUGCGGCUGGUGGACGUGGGUGAGUUCUCUGAGCACGCCCAGUUCAAGGACCCCUGCCAGUCCUACAUCCUACCCGAAGUCAUCUGCCGGCACUGCAACUUCUGCCGAGAUCUGGACUUGUGCAAGGACCCCUCGGUGGUGCAGGAUGGUGUUGUGACUCCGCAGUGGUUCUGUUCUAACUGCCAGGCGCAGUACGAGACGGACGCCAUCGAGACUGCCCUGGUGGAGGCUCUGCAGAAGAAGCUCAUGACCUACACCCUGCAGGACCUGAUCUGCACGAAGUGUAAAGGGGUCAAGCAGGCCAACAUGCCCAUCUACUGCAGCUGUGCCGGAGACUUCAGCCUCAGCCUGUCCAUUAAGGGAUUUUCCGAGCAGAUCGGCGUCUUCCGGAACAUCGCUGCUCACUACAGCAUGCCCUUCUUGCGGGAGAACAUCGACUGGAUGCUGCAGAUGAACCCUGAGCUGGGCAAGGAGAAGGCGUGACCCCCAAACAGAGCAGCCUGGAACUGCUGCGUGCCCCCUGGAACUGGGAAAGGGGGGUUCUGCUUCCCUGUAAUGCAAGCUGGUCCCUUUUUAGAGGCUCUCGCCAAUACUGCUGGCUCUAAUCUGUGUAAAGCACAGCACCACAGGUGCAGAUGUUUUUUUGUAUUGUUGGUUUCUGGGCGCAGGACUGGCAACUGUGUACAAUGUGGUUUGAGGUGAAGGGAGAGGUUCAGACUUGACUGAAGUGCCUAGGCUGGGGUUAUCGCAGGAAUUUCUGUCUAGUUUUCUAUGUAAAGGUGUGUGUGUGUGUGUGUGUGUAUAUGUAUGUAUGCUUGUAUGUACGUGUGUGUGUGUGUAUGUCUGUGUAUGUAUGCUUGUAUGUACAAGCCUUAAGUAACUGGCCUUGCUGCUUUAUCCAAAUUGAACAGCUUUCACUGGUAAGGCUUCCAAUGUGGGUACCUGUUUUAUUUAUUUUUGUAUUUGUGAUCCAUGUUUUUGAAAGAAACUCCAACCUUUUAUAUUGAAUUCAGAAUUAAUCUGAAGCAGUGUGUUUAAAAAAAAAAAAAAAAAAGACAAAAACAAUAUAUUUUGUUGAACAUACCUGUAAAGAUUUCUAAAUAAUCUUGCAACUUUUUAAAACUGCACUUAAUGUUUCAUAGUAAACAUAAUAUUUGUGAUAAAUACGACACAUUCCCUUUGGGUACCAAUAUUCUCAACCGGAGGAAGCAGUGCCAGGCGAGAGAGGAUGGACUGCUGGGAUUCGCAGUGUGGACGGGUUUAGUACUUUGUAAUUUUUUUGAAGUUGAGUAAUAAAUAAAUAAAUGCA